GAGGAAGAGGAGAUGUUAGAAAGGAGCGAGCCACACCGCCGACAGACGCAGACCUGCACGACUCUUCCUCUCUAGACUCCUAACAAGUGAAGCUGAAGCAACAGGACUGAAUUCCCCGCGUUAGCAGCUCAGUAAAGCGGGUUAAAUGCACCGCUGCCUGAUUUAUGAGAAGACGAUGGCAGCCGACGCGAAGAACGGCGGGACUUGCGUGAACAACAACAACAACUGCAAAGAGCUGGGCAGGAGGAGGCUGCUGGUCGGGGUGGACCUCUUCUGCUUGUUUCUGGCCGGCCUGCCUUUCUUGGUCAUUGAGACCAGCGCUGUUCAGCCUUACCGUAGAGGGUUUUACUGCGACGAUGAGUCCAUCAAAUACCCGGCCAAAAGCGGAGACACCAUUAGCGACGGGGUGCUUAGCGCCGCCGGCAUUCUAAUCACCAUCCUGUCUAUCGUCAUCGGGGAGAGCUACAGGAUCUACUUCCUCAGCGAGGGCUCCAAGUCCUUCGUGGGGAACCCCUACAUCUCUGCCCUCUACAAGCAGGUGGGCGUGUUCGUGUUCGGCUGCGCCAUCAGCCAGUCCUUCACCGACAUCGCCAAGGUCUCCGUGGGCCGCAUGCGCCCUCACUUCCUGGACGUGUGCAAACCCGACUUCUCCACCAUCAACUGCUCCCUGGGCUACAUCACCGACUACCAGUGUCAGGGGCCGGAGAGCAAGGUCCAGGAGGCCAGGAAGUCCUUCUUCUCUGGACAUGCGUCCUUCUCCAUGUACACCAUGCUCUACCUCGUGUUCUACCUGCAGUCCCGCUUCACGUGGCAGGGGGCGCGCCUGCUGCGCCCGCUCACCCAGUUCACCCUGGUCAUGAUGUCCUUCUACACGGGCCUGUCCCGCGUGUCCGACCACAAGCACCACCCCACGGACGUGCUGGCCGGGUUCGUCCAGGGGGCCCUGGUGGCCUACUGCAUCGCCUUCUACGUGUCGGACCUGUUCAGACCCAGAAGACGCUCCGCGCUGUCGCCCACCCCGGUGAAGAAGGACCUCCUUCCUGCAGCAGACAUCAGCAGCCAUCUCAUCAUAGCAUAGAGAAGCCUGCGACACGGACACCGUCCUGGACCCGCGUCCUCCACCCCGCCCUCUCAGAAUCACUACCACAGCCACUAAUCACCACCCGGUGAUAGAAAACUCUGGAAAACUGCAGGGGGAAGGAUGUGGAAAAGCUCCAUUUGCAAACAUUUGAAUGUUGACGGGAGCGGCACGCAUCAUGUUUUAUUUUAUUUGAUCUCUUCAUGCAGGGAACUUUUAUCCUCCUACUCCUGUUGUGAAAGUUACCGGAGGUUCCUCGGCUCUCCGGCUUCCUGCCAGAACUAACCCGGAAGCAGAACGUCUGAACGGCAGCUGUAGACGAAGCUGCACUCGUAUUCCUGCCACACCAAGACGUUAAAAGACAAGACAACAAGUUGCUUCAUAUCAGGAAGGAUGCUGCUUGAGUCCAGCUGCAGUACGAGUGUGGUGUGUGUGACCGGUAGCACUGACUACGUUUACAUGCAGUCAAAAUUUGGGUUAAGGUCAAUAUUCCGAUUAAUGAAACAUUGGGAAUAAUGUGUUUCCAUGCGUGAGCUAACAGGGUUAUCCCUGUAUACAUGGUAAUUAAUCAUUAGGAUAUCUGGAUCAAACCAGCGAUGCACGGAGAACGUCAUGACCAGUACUCGAGUUGUAAAAAAAAAUCACACAACAGCCACCUGCCUGGCGCCCCCUGCUGGCGUGUGUCGCAGGCUCUGACGUAAAUCUUGAAAUUUAAUAUUUAUUCUACACAUUUUUACAGCAUUGGAAAACGUUAAGAAUGUUUGUGUCAUGUUUGUCCUCCUACAGCAGUGGUCCUCACUCCUGGUCCUCCAGAGCCGCUGUCCUGCAUGUUUUAGAUGUUUCUCUGCAUCACCACACCUGAUUCUAAUCAGUGGUCAUCACCAAUCAUUCCUCCAGGUCUGCACAGUUCUGUUGGUGACACAGUCAUCUGUAUCAGGGUUUACUGGAGCAGGGAAACAUCAAAAACAUGCAGGACCAGGAGUGAGGACCACUGUCCCACAGAAACCAUAUUAAAAGAAUAUACCGUAUUUUCUGGACUAUAAGCCGCUACUUUUUUCAUAGGUUUUCAACCGUGCAGCUUAUACAAAGGUGCGGCUAUUCUGUGGAUUUUUCUUCCACCGCUCGGGGCGCUCUAACCGGAAUUAGAAUCAAAACUAAGACAAAAUAAAUGCAAAGAAGAAUACGCUACUUCUUCUUUAGCAGAUAGAAGUAGGUAAAAGCAGAUUUCAAACAGAUAAAUAGAUAAAUAAAUACUGGUUAUUUUCUCUUGGUUCUGUCCCGUUUUAAUCAGCAAAGUUGCUGCCGUGUUAAGACACUGUUAGGAAAGGAUCUAUUUAGGUACAAACAUGUACAUCAUUUACAGUUCAAAAUCCUUCUGUACAUGUAGUAAAUAUCUAAUCUAACAACAGAAAUAUCUGCGGCUUGCAGAUCUUUUUUUUUAAAUAGAGCGGAUGCAGCUUAUAUGCAGGUGCGGCUUAUAGUCCAGAAAAUACGGUAUAUAUUUCCCUACCCCAUCUAUUUCCAUUUUCAAACAUUUUUGAAAAAGCUCCAGGAGCCACUAGGGCGGCGCUAAAGAGCCGCAUGCAGCUCUAGAGCCGCGGGUUGCCGACCCCUGCGUUGGGGGUAAAUGUGACCAAGUUAGAAAAGGAGGAACCCAGGGGUCAUAUUCGGGUUUUUAAAAACCAGAAUAUGAGCAAAUUCCAGUUAUUCAAAGGGGUUAUUGGUGUUUACAUGGCCGUGCAAAACCCGUUUUUUGCUAAUAUUCCGGUUAGAAAAGGCUUAUUGACUGCAUGUAAACGUCGUCACUGCUUCAGUCCAGCUCCGUGUUGUGUGUCCCCACCUGAACGUCUCUGCUGUGCAUAAUUCCGGGUUUCCCCUCGGAAAGGUGCACAUUAGUUCCAGCAGGUGGAAAGUACAGCAAGGGCGUGUUCUUGGAUACGGGCCUCUUUCUGCUGGCAAGGACGAGCCCCCACUGAGCCAUUUAAUGAAACGACUGUGUGUUACAUGAACCAGUGUUAGGUCAGAGUGUGUGUGUGUGUGUGUGUGUGUGUGUGUGUGUGUGUGUGUGUGUGUGUGUGUGUGUGUGUGUGUGUGUGUGUGUGUGUUUGCCAGUGUAUGUUCAUGUCAAGUCCAUGUAUUUCAGUGUUUAUAUCCUCCCCCGGCCAGAGAAGAGGCACCUGCUCCGGCAGACAUAACAAACCCCGGACCGGAGCACCGUGGUCCAAAUCUCACGGCCUUUACUCUCGUACUGGUGUCUCAUAUGUACCAUGACUCAUACUGGCACAUUGUAAAUGCUUAGUAACUCUUAUUCUUCUAAAAUAAUCCACAUGGGCUGCUAACGGACCUCUGCACGGAUGAACAAGUCUAGUGUGUUUGCAUGAUUUUUAAUGUAACGUUUUAUUAAGAAAGUAGUUAUGACUAUAUAAACCACUGUCUGAAAGUCCGUUUUUAGAUAUGAACCACCAUCAUAAAGACUUUUAUGAUGCUGUGUGCUGCCAUGUAUUGUAAAUGACUGUGUGCGUGUGUGCGUGCGUGUGUGUGUGUGUGUGUGUGUGACAGAAACGCCCACUAUGACUACGUCGUGACCUGUGUACAUGUCCAACGUGCUUGUUGAAGGAGCACAUGUAAUCCAGUGAAGAAGUGAACAACAAAGCUCCACAAGUGGACUGCUUUUAUUACAUUUUUUUAUAACAAAGAAAACCUUCCUCUCAAUAUUUUUGUAAUGUGAAAUUUUUGUACGGUAAAAAGUGUAAGACGCGUCAAAGAUGAAAUGUCUUUAAUAAAAACACAAACCCGAGA
Molecule: messenger RNA, 3877 nt
Organism: Cololabis saira (Pacific saury)
Lineage: Eukaryota; Metazoa; Chordata; Actinopteri; Beloniformes; Belonidae
Product: phospholipid phosphatase 3-like
Exons: 6
Coding region: 146-1078 (310 amino acids)
Biological process (GO): canonical Wnt signaling pathway; phospholipid dephosphorylation; phospholipid metabolic process
Molecular function (GO): phosphatidate phosphatase activity
Source: RefSeq, a predicted model, not a curated record